Ictidomys tridecemlineatus (thirteen-lined ground squirrel) is the source of this 621-nucleotide messenger RNA. The record is from RefSeq and is a predicted model, not a curated record. Lineage: Eukaryota; Metazoa; Chordata; Mammalia; Rodentia; Sciuridae.
AUGGCGAUGCAAGCGGCCAAGAGAGCGAACUUUCAUUCAGUUUAUCUUUGCAGGGGGAAUACACCUGAGACCAGAGGAACAGCCUAUGUGGUCUAUGAAGAUAUCUUUGAUGCCAAGAAUGCAUGUGACCACCUAUCAGGAUUCAAUGUUUGUAACAGAUACCUCGUGGUUUUAUACUAUAAUGCUAACAGGGCAUUUCAGAAAAUGGACACCAAAAAGAAGGAGGAACAGUUGAAGCUUCUCAAGGAAAAAUAUGGCAUCAAUACAGAUCCACCAAAAUAAGUGUUAUCUGCAUUUUCACUUUGGACUAAAACCUUUUUUUUUUCCUUUUAAUUCUGAUUAUUGUGAUUUCUCAUUUGAGAUUCAAAAUUAUUUGCUUGAAACUUUGAUAUAUACUAGAAUACGUUUAUAAACUUGAAGUGUUUUGUAAAACAUGUCAUUGUUUCCUUUUGAACUUUUCCCUUCUGUUUGAUAUCAGGGAAAAACCAAAAAGUUGACCUACAGGAAAGAUUGUGCGUGGGCCUAUGGACUCUUGAGUUUCUUAAGAGCAGGGACCUUUUUAUAUUAUUAGUGCUCACAGUGUCCAGUCUAGUGAUUAGUCAUUAAAAGAAUUUGUUGUAA